Messenger RNA from Meyerozyma guilliermondii ATCC 6260, 2343 nucleotides. RefSeq lists its product as uncharacterized. The record is from RefSeq and is a predicted model, not a curated record. Gene Ontology annotation, cellular component: ubiquitin ligase complex. Lineage: Eukaryota; Fungi; Ascomycota; Pichiomycetes; Serinales; Debaryomycetaceae. Gene Ontology annotation, biological process: protein monoubiquitination; protein polyubiquitination. The transcript has a single exon. Gene Ontology annotation, molecular function: ubiquitin-ubiquitin ligase activity. Bases 1 to 2343 code for a protein of 780 amino acids.
AUGGCGAUUAGAAAUCGAUUUUCUUUACGAUCUUUUUUAUUUAAACCCCAAUUUUCGCCACCCACCUCAGGAAUGACGCCGGAAAUUCCAUCCCACCAAGAUGGAGAUGGAGGCGAAUUCAAUGAGGAUGACAUACUUCGAAGCGAACAGGCCAACCAGGCGCCAGUAUGGUCGAUCCUUCCUUCCUACCACAUGUACAAAUCGUUAUAUAUGGGAAUGAAUGCCCCCACCGAAAACAUUCACGAGCCCCCCACCUACGAAGACGUGUCCCACACUUCCGUGUCCCACACUUCCGUGACAACCUCCAGUAUCACCGCAUCGUCACUUUCUCUCCAUAAUUCGGACACCACGGCUCCGUCGUCCAAUGAUCCCAGAGUGAUUGUGGCCGAUGAAAACACCAACGAUUGGCAAAACACGUUGUUGGAUAACAUCCACCAGUUGAAAAACUUGACCUUUUCGAACAACAAGUACGCCAAGUCCCUUAAUGUGUCGGUUCACUUUACCAAAGAAGUGGGAAAAUUGGGAAAGAAACCCACCUAUAUUGAUCCUCUGGUGUACGAAUAUAAACAAGGUGACACUGUCAACGGUCACAUCUUGAUCGAGAACACCUCGGACGAGAAAAUACGCUUUGAUAUGAUGUAUGUGGUGUUUGAAGGUUCGUUUCUUGUAGCCAAUGCCAAGAAUAAGAAAGACCGAGUUCCUGUUAAAGUCAAGCAAUUUCUCCAGAUGUUCGAUUUCACUGCAUCGUGGAACCACGGCAACAUCGACAGACUAAUUACCGAGAGUAGUCACCCAUACACAUGUCCAAAUAUCGUGGAUCCAAUCGACAACGCCAAACUAGCAGUGAAAGACAGAACUAUCCAUCCCGGUAACGUCUAUAAGCGAUUUUUCACCUUCAAGAUUCCAGCUCAGCUCCUCGACUCGGAAUGUAGUCACAAUUUACUGGGUCACACUCAUAUUCCUCCUAGUUUGGGGUCCAGUCGUCAAGAGCAAGCCAAGUAUUCGUCCAAACAAAUGCAGACUAUGAGAGUGAGAGAUCUCUCGUUUGUAGAUACCUCCAUCAGCUACGGUGUAAUGACGAGAAUCAUCGGAAGAUCGUCCAUGUAUAAUCUUGAUGAAAAUGACGAACUGGAAGGUACUCGUUUGAUCAACUCUACCGGUGAUGAGUUUGUGAUUCUCAAAGAACAAAACGAGUUUAUGCGGAUGGUUCCCGAACCAAUGGGCAAUUCGCUUGAUGAGCACUUGAUGAAGGUGACCGAGUCCAAAAUGCUUCAUGACAAUUUGGUCAACCGACUUCAACAGAAAAUCGAUAUGGGCAAUUCCAUUCUCGAAGCCAUGAAGAAUGGCAAUUAUGAUUUUGCCAUAGAUAUUUCCGACCAGGAACGAACGUUACAUGCAAGUAACGACCACAUGGGAGAUCUCAUCAAGUCUCGGCAAUUGUAUCGUGCUUGUACAAGUCGUGAUAAGAAGAUGACCAAUGUUCCCGUGGAGAAGUAUGGUGUGGCAUUUGCAUUCAAAAAGAGGAGUUUGACUGGCUCGUCCAAACCAUUGGGAAGUAUGAUGGUAUCGACGCCCAAGGUUAAUCGGGUGGUGCGGUACAUCUCUCCGUUACGGUUUCGUCCUGAUGUUAGUCAAAAGAUUGACAACAAAAGUUGGAAACUUCUGGUGCCCAUUGAUUUUUCAUUCACUUUUCCUGCUACUGCCGACCAUAGAAAUAUCAAACUUCCCGAUCUCAAAAGGGUGGAUGUGGAACUAGUUGCACUCACGUGGAAAUCAUUGAAGUAUGCUCUUCCAUACGAACUCAACCACGAUAUUAUUUUCAAAGAUCGAGUUGCUACGCACCAUUCGCUGAAAGAAGAGAGCCACAAAGUGUUUGGAGGAGAUAACAUCAAUGAAACGUACAAAAAGCCAUUUCAGAUAAUGAUGAACCAGUUAUAUGACCUCUACAAUGAACUUGGUUCCGACAAUUUCAAACUCGAAGCACAAUUGGUCGAAGAUGUAAAGAGCAUCAGCAGCUUUGAAACCAAGCACAUGAACAUGCCAGUUCAAAGCGUCACCGUUCGUGACCGCAGCGAAAACGCCACAAGCUUAUCCCGACUCCCAUGGGUGCAAAAAGAUCCAAAUACGUUUCUGCUGCAGGUGAACGUUGCAAUCGAUCUCGAGACGGUUUACCUUAAAGGAGAAAUGCCCACGGCCGAAAAAGCCCACAGCAAUUACUGUUUGGUCACGAGUUUCCAGAGCUGCACCAUUGGACGACUUUACUAUUUGAAGGUGGUUUUGAAGUUGUCGAAUAACGAUUCGGUGCGGUUUCUUCUUCCUGUGACUGUGGAGAAGAGUGCAUAG